Molecule: messenger RNA, 1413 nt
Organism: Microthlaspi erraticum
Lineage: Eukaryota; Viridiplantae; Streptophyta; Magnoliopsida; Brassicales; Brassicaceae
Source: the annotation of a GenBank genome assembly
AUGGAACAAGUUUUGUUUCUGAUUACCAUUGUUUCGAGUUUUGUUUUCUCCGGGAGAUGCAACAAUGUUUACAAUUACAGCAGGAGCGAUUUCCCGGAGGGUUUCGUUUUCGGAUCCGCCAUUUCUGCUUAUCAGUGGGAAGGAGCUGCUGAUGAAGACGGAAGGACGCCUAGCACUUGGGAUACCGAUUUUCACUCUAAUAGUGGAGACAUAGCAUGUGAUGGAUAUCAUAAGUAUAAGGAGGAUGUAAAGCUAAUGUAUGAUAUGGGUUUAGAUGCAUUACGAUUCUCUAUCUCGUGGCCACGGCUUAUACCAAGUGGAAGAGGUGCUGUGAAUCCAAAGGGUUUACAGUUCUACAAAAACUUCAUAGCUGAGCUCAAAAGACAUGGAAUUGAACCACAUGUUACAUUAAAUCACGAUGAUCUCCCUCAGGUUCUUGAAGAUGAAUACGGAGGAUGGCUUGACCGCAAAAUCAUCGAUGACUUCACCGCUUUUGCAGACGUUUGUUUUAGAGAGUUUGGGGAAUCAGUGAAAUUUUGGACCACAAUUAAUGAGCCAAACCUUAUAGCAUUGGUAUGUUAUGAAAACUCUUCAACAGAGCCAUAUAUCGCACUCCAUAACAUGUUGCUUGCACAUGCAUCUGCCGCCAGAUUGUAUAAGACAAACUAUAGGGUUAAGCAGAAUGGAUCUAUAGGAAUAACAUUUUAUGGAUCCUGGGUGAUUCCUUUCACUAGCUCUAAAGAGGACAAGAUUGCAACACAGAGAGCCAAAGAUUUCAUAUAUGGCUGGGUUCUUCAUCCGCUGUUCUUGGGGGACUAUCCUGAUGUGAUGAAGAGAAUCGUGGGCAAAAGAUUGCCAACUUUUUCUGAAGAGGAAUUACGUCUUGUUAAAGACUCAUCCGACUUCGUGGGAGUCAUACACUACCAAACAGUGUACAUCGCACACGCAGAUUAUACUUCAGACAUGGGUGGUGUGAUCAUCCUCUAUGGGAAUUGUACAGAGGUCGAGCUUGAUGUGCUUCCAUGGGGCCUUGAAGAAGUGUUGGAAUACAUAAAGCAAGACUAUGGCAAUCCUCCGGUCUACAUUCUUGAAAAUGGACGACCUAGCAAGCACGAUUCAUCGCUUAAGGACGUGGGAAGAGUUGAAUACCUUGGUGCUUAUAUCGCUGCCGUGCUCAAUUCAGUGAGGAAUGGGUCAGAGACAAGAGGCUACUUCCAAUGGUCGUUCAUGGAUCUGUUAGAGAUUAUUGAUAGCAGUUACACAUAUGGUUUAUACCAUGUGAAUUUCAGCGAUCCUCAACGUAAAAGAAGUCCGAAAACGUCUGCUUUUUGGUACUCUGCUUUUCUCAACGGGACAGAACAAGAGCCCAAGAACCUCUCUGUAUCUUCCUCCCUUGGUUUUGCUUCUCAGUGA